AUGGCGAUAGAAAUCACCCCGAUAAAGCCCCAAGACAUCCGCUCCGCCGUCGACUGCAUACAACAAGCCUUCGACGACGACCCCUACGCCAACUGGGCCUUCGACAAGCGGCCCGGCCACUUCAACAAGGAGCGCAACUACUGGUCCCUACGCGCCAAGGUCGAAUGGGGCAUGCGCAACGCCCUUUUCUACGUCGCCAAAGACACCACCGGCUCCUCCGGCGCCGCCGCCGACCCAGACCAGGUCGUCGGUGUAUCCAUGUGGAUGAAGCCGCGGAGCUCCGAGCAGCCGCAGACCUGGGCCGAGUGGGCGGACGACUACCUCUUGUGGCUCAAACAGGGCGUGAAUUUGCUGUGGUACCGCGGCCGGGGCGGCCUGCGCACCGAUCGCUACUGGGUGUGGAAGCGCGAGCAGGCCAAGGCGCAGGCCGAGGUCUGGACCGAUCCCGCCGGCUACUAUUUCGUCAAUAUCGUGACGGUGCGGCCGGGGUGUCAGGGCAGGGGGAUCGGGAAGCGGCUGUUUGAGGUGGUCAUGGAAAAGGCGGACAUGGAGGGGCGGAAGUGCUAUUUGGAGAGUAGUAAGGAGGUGCCGAACGUGGCCAUAUAUGAACGCAUGGGCUUUGAGAUGCGGAAGAAGUUGGUGUGCCUGAGUGAGGAUGGCGAGAGCGCGAGGUGUGACUUGUUUUGUAUGGUGCGGGAGCCGCGCAGUCGGAAGUGA
Cyphellophora europaea CBS 101466 is the source of this 717-nucleotide messenger RNA. RefSeq lists its product as uncharacterized. The transcript has a single exon. Bases 1 to 717 code for a protein of 238 amino acids. The record is from RefSeq and is a predicted model, not a curated record. Lineage: Eukaryota; Fungi; Ascomycota; Eurotiomycetes; Chaetothyriales; Cyphellophoraceae. Gene Ontology annotation, molecular function: acyltransferase activity, transferring groups other than amino-acyl groups.